Helicoverpa armigera (cotton bollworm) is the source of this 14092-nucleotide messenger RNA. It is a transcript of the gene pcx, whose product is annotated as pecanex-like protein 1. Gene Ontology annotation, biological process: endoplasmic reticulum organization. The transcript is spliced from 27 exons. Bases 374 to 8866 code for a protein of 2830 amino acids. Gene Ontology annotation, cellular component: membrane; endoplasmic reticulum. Lineage: Eukaryota; Metazoa; Arthropoda; Insecta; Lepidoptera; Noctuidae. The record is from RefSeq and is a predicted model, not a curated record.
UCACUAUAUUAAUGUAAAAUGGCAACCCAGCUGUUAGCUGUCAAUAAGUCCCGAUGGAAAGUGUUGUUUCGCUGAUUUCAUCCAUGUAUCUUAGCUCAAAUUUAUAAAUUUGUUUGUCCAUAUUUUAAUUAGGCUAGCCUUAAUGUUAUUUACAAAUGUUUAUUAAGUUAAGGACUCGCUGCUAAUGUGGAAAGAGGCGUGCAGUUAACAAACAAUCGAUGUCUUUAGAGUCCAUUUUCGCGUGGAAUCUAUCAUUCAAAAUGGCAGUGGUAUUAACAAUUCGCAGAUGUGAAAAAUGAUUUGGUGAAUUAUAAACAGUGUCGGUGUGGGUGGAUGGUGAAUUAAACGCGGAAAUGUGGACAUAAAGUGUAAAAUGGGUUCCCAGACACUAGAGAUAUUGCGCCAAGGUGUUUGGGCAUCGUUAACUGGGGGAUGGUUUUAUGAUCCUCAUCAGAAUUUGUUUUGCAACACUGUGCACCUGUAUGUGUGGUUGUUCCUGCUAUGUUUGCCGUUUUCUAUCUACCUGUACUUCCCGCCCGCGAGCCUCGGUUGGAUAAUAUACUGCGCGCUGGUAGCGCUGCUGUUUGCCGGGCUGAAGCUGCUGAACCACGGGCUCCACCACAUGUACGACACCACCGAAUGCAUCCGAGUGCAGCCCCCCACUGACCCCAACGCCACUGAGAAUACUGCUCCUGAGGAAGGCAUGGAGAUGCAGAUGCUGAAGCUGGGUGGCAUGGCGGCGGCGGGCAGCGACAACGAGUCCAUCACCUCUUUGGAGUACCAUAAGCCUAACAACAGUACCAUAGAUUUAAAAGUAGAUGUCCACCGCAAAAACAGUUCGGAGUCGAGCAUAGAGGACAGCGCAAUGUCUGCCAAGCAGACCGAGGUAGUGGCGGCUACCAAGUCAGACCUGUGCGUGGCGCAGGCGGCCGAGGUGGCCGGCCCCUCCAAACCCCGUCCAGCCAGCCGGAGCCGCUCCAAGUCCGGCCACAGGAGGGAACACAGGACCUCCAAGCGAAGGACCCACGGCACCAGAAUCGACGAACUCAUAGGAGAAGCUUCUAGAAGCGCCAGAGCGGAAAACAACCUACCCGUUCAUAUGUUAGUCGAUGAAGGCCCCUUCGCUAAAGUCAGUAGACGCUACCACGAGUGUCCGCAUAGACGAGGCUCCAGCAAUAAAGACUUUUUCAAAGAGUGGCUUUAUCUCGACGGCAGUGAGGCUGCUGGUGAACCUUACCAGUCUAAAUUCGCUCGACAACUCAGUUCUGACUCUAGGGACAACUCCGAACCUAGUGUUGGACCACCUUCUCCGAAGAAACGGAUAGCACAUCGACGAAGGUACGCCAACUAUCCGGACGAAAGUUGUACUAAGUCUGCCAUGGCGCUGGCUACACAACAGUCGUCCAAUAUGCGGAGGAACUCCAACUCGACCAUGUCCACCAUACAGUUACCACUUCUGAAUUCGACUGCGCAACUUGUGUCACACAUGAGGAGGCACUCGAACAAUGCGGAUACUGGGUUCUUCGCCAGCGUAGAGCUUGGUGAGUACAUGAUGGUGAAAGCCGAACAGCCAGUCGGCGAAACUGAGAAAAGUAAAGGGAAGAGCUCAGGAUUCAGAAGAAUAAAGAGUGCCGCGUUAGAAAUUGGAUGUCCACCUCCUAGUGUUUCAAAUCUAUCCCCCCAUCCAAAUAGUGCAGAAACUAUAGGUGGUCAGAUGCUAAAGAACCCCAAAAAUGCGGUUAUUCCACCUCCUAGCAAAAGUUUAACGCGCGGCCCACAUUUAAACUUGUAUCCAAAAAACGAGUCAGGGGAGGGAUGUAGCUAUCCUUACUUAACUUACGGAUCAGAAAUCGUGUAUCCGAUAGCUGAAAUAUCCGAUGAGAUGCAAACGUCGCAGAAAGAAACGGAUCUAGAUUCAAGUGGAGAGAGUUAUAGUGACUAUGAUGAUGAGAAGCAGUUUCGUGGGUUUGACUGGGAUGCGGAGCAGUCGCCAGCCAUGCGAUCCAGUGACUCCGACUACGAGAACAACGGCUCCCGGUCACCGCUUCUUGAUAGACCGUCGGAUGUCCGCGUAGUGCGCAGUAAAACUCACGCGGACAGCAAGAAGCACUGUUGUGAACGACAUACAAACAAACAUAACUUAGACUGCCCCAACGACAAAGGCAAACCUGUAAGACUGAAAAAGCUUCCGAAGCAUGAGCCACAGUACGAAGCCAAACGGCCCGACAGACCAACGCCCUGUUGCGAAUGUAAAACUGCCAUCAACGCUAGCGUUGAUUAUUUUGAAAAAGCCAGCGCGAGUUCCAAAGAUUUGCUAAUAGAAAAGUCGAGUUUAGAAUCUAAUGAAAAUCAGGAACAGCCAGAGAAGCAACCUGAAGAGAAGAAGGUCGUCGAGAAAAAACUGUGGGACCAUGACAUAUGUAAUUCUAGCAGUAGUAGUGAUACUUAUAUGGACGGACCGCCGAAACAUUUUAAAAACGAAAAGCUGUGCGUUGCUCCCGAAACUGAAGAGUCCCAACUGACGUGCGAUAGCAAGAGUGCUGAUGAGAGAAGCGUGUACAGCUUAGACUGGCUGUUCGAGGAGUCGGAGCAGCCUAAAGCGGGCUGUUGUAAGGAAGCGGGAGCCUGCGCGCUCCCGGAAGAGGUCCUUUGCCAAAAACUAGCCAAUGCACUUGGCGAAUCGUCUUCCAACGUCCCAAAAAACUUGGGAGCUAUACCAAAGCAGAUAAAAAACUUAGCGCGUUCGCGAGCUUCCUCGCAGAAGGAGAACAAGAAGAGAGAUUCUAAAAAAGAGAAAGAUGAAAAUCAGAAUGAAGAAGUGAUAAUGUUCGAUGCGGUGGAAGCUCAGGCUGCUUUGGUACAAGGGCUGGAAUGCUUGUUCGCGGCGACCAACGCCAACACGGUGGUGAUGCCGCCGCCCAGUCGCGACGAGCGGCCCCGCGCGCACCGCCAGAGCAUCCGCGGCGACAGAGAGAACUCGCACAAAACCAGGAAACGGUCCAUUGAAGAAGUAGCACAAACGUCCACCAACACCCUCCUCCCUACUUCCAUGCCGCUACUGGCAGCCUUCCUCAACUCCCGGGUAGACUUCGGACCUUGUUGCGUACCUUCCUACGUGGCCAACGCUACUGAGAAUGCCGCCCCACAAAACGCGCAAGCGGCUGAAGAGGGGCCCAGACUUAGACCACUGAUGGACAGAAAUCAUAGAAAUCGCGUUAGGAAAAUAAAGCGUUCAACUCGCCAACGAAAUAAUCCUUCUCAGCAGAACAAUGCAGAAAAGAAGGACAAGCCGCCCGCUCCCGAUAACUCAAAUAACUCCACUAACGUUCACUUCGCCACGUCGUUCGACGACACGACGGACGGCGCGAUACAUUGCUUCAUAGAUGAGUACGGCAACUGGAUGUCCUACACCUUUGACAAGAACAGUUCGGGACGUGCUCAGGCGCAGCCGAUACCCCUGCCGGAGAAAGAGGACGGCAUGAGGAUCAACCGGGUCAAACCAAUCGACAAUCCCGAUAACUCACAAGAGACUGCUGGUGAGGGCAGCUGCGGCUCUUUAGAAUCAGAAGCUGGCAACAGUGAAAGUAUACCCAAAACGAAGCGUGGAGAUAGCAUCGACCAAAGUUCCUCCAACCAGGGCAGUAACAACCCCCUCCUGUCGAGCAACAACAACGUGUCGGCAGUCGUUCCUAUUAACACUAAUAACGCCAACAAACGUUUCUACGUGUUCGACGGCGGGACUGGCACCCACGCCGACCAGCCGCGCUCGCCCGUAGCCUACGUCACUGAUAGUUUACUAGAACAAAUAGAGGCUGAAAGACAGUCCCGCAUGGGACUACCCAGUAUGCAUAUAAACUUUUUAAUGAACCAGCAAAGGGCGCAGCAAUUAGCCCAGCAACAAACUGAAAAUACUUACGCUAAUAUACCAAGUUUAAUGCCUUCGAUAGGUGAAGAAAGUGAAAUCAAUCUUAGGAGUAAAUUCUCUAAAAUUAUGGACGAAAUGGAGAAGGCGAACCAGCCAAAACCAAAGAGUUACUACAAGUUCAAACUGUCGAAGUGUUUUGAACUAAAGGUGACGAUGGACAGACUGCAACUGAUGGCGUUAUUCGACAGGAACUUGACGUUCAAGGAGACUUUUGUCACGAUAUUCCUGGCUGUGAUGGUGGCCGUGUUGGGCUCCAUGGUGUUGAACCUCGGCUUCUACAGGGACAUUUACGCGUUUUGGUUCUGCUUCAUCAUGGCGGGGAGUCAGUACUCCCUGCUCAAAAGUGUUCAGCCGGAUUCUGCGUCCCCAGUUCACGGUUUUAACAAGAUGGUCGUGUUUUCUCGGCCGGUGUACUUUUGCAUAUGCACGGCACUAUUGUGCGGGGUGCACAGUUACUUAGAACAAACAGCACCCUUAACGGACGAAGUGCAUACUAGACGGAAAAGAAGUUUCGAUGAAAUGAAACCGUUAACUAUUUACGGGUUCGAGAUGAACGAAAGAGAUUUUUUAGAAGUCAUUCAGGAAAUUCUAUCAAAGUUUCUGUUAUUCUUUCCUUUAGCGUUCAGCUUGGGGUUAUUUCCUCAGGUGAAUACGUUUCUUAUGUACUUAUUGGAGCAGAUUGAUAUGCAUGUGUUUGGUGGUAACGCUACCAGCAGCUUAAGCGCUGCCGUAUAUUGCGUGGUGCGAUCUAUAGCAGCCAUUGGAGUUCUCUACGGGUUCGCUUACAGCGGCCUAGUAGAAGGCAAGAAAUCGCAGCAUCAGAAACACAACAUACUCUUCUCAAUAUUCUGUGGUCUUCUCGUGCCGAUCGCUUAUCAUUUGAGCCGUAGUGCGAGCGAUUACACCCUAAUCUGGAACUUGAUAAAGAAACAUUUGUUACCACCGGAGCUAUAUGUCAUACACAAUCCAGAAUGUUCUCCGGAACUUGAAAAAGGGGAUCCGAAUACCCUAAGCGAUGAUAAGAAGAACAAUUCAGAAAGUAAUAUAUCCAAACAAAAUUCUAUAGGAAGUUCUGCCUCCAAGAUCAAUUUUAGUUCAGAGACGAAUAUAGCUAAGCAGAAGCGAUCUCAGACAUCUAGCGUUAGUUCUUUGAAGAUGGAUCCUAGAGGGGGGGAUACGAUGAACUCUACGACUUCGUUGAAGGUGGAUCCCCCUACUGAGGAAGAUAAAACUCAGGAGACGAACACUUCGAAUGCUAAGCAGGAUCCUGACAAGCCUGAUGAGGACAUGGAGGAUCCGUUGCCUAAGAAGCUGCAGGCGACCGUGAAUGCUCGGCUUAAGAAUGACGUGAUUGUAUGCACUUUCUUAGGACUGUUCGUGUUUGGACUGCACUGUACGACUGUGUUCACUACGCUGAGGCCGCAACUUAAUACGGUGCUAUGGAUAAUAGCGGGUAUCCUGGGCUGGGUACUCCACUACCUGACUCCUCAGCUUCGCAAACAACAGCCGUGGCUGUGCCUAGCUGGGCCGGUGCUCAAGCAGCACGAGCACGCUCAGUUCGAGGUCACCGAGCCCGCUAGGCUCAUGUGCUUUGAGAAGAUGUUCGUGUACCUGUGUUUCCUGGAGCGUAACGUGCUGUACCCGGGCGUGGUGAUCGCGGCCACGACUCAGGACGCGCCCGCCAUUGCCGCCAAAUAUGGCGACGCUAUUGGCGCACUCAUUAUUUGCGUCUGCGCUUUGAAAUGUCUAAGAAACGCGUACUCAGAACCGGACUCCCAAUACCUGAUCCUAGUGUUUGCUGUAUUACUGUUCCAACGAGACUUGAGCAGUCAGAAGAUAUCGGAGACCUUUCUAGUGGACUACUUCAUCACUGCGAUUAUAUUCAGCAAGGUUUACGAGUUUCUGUUGAAGGUACAAUUCGUGGUGACGUACAUAGCGCCGUGGCAGAUCACAUGGGGCAGCGCCUUCCACGCGUUCGCGCAGCCCUUCAGCGUGCCCCACUCCGCCAUGCUGUUCCUGCAGGCCUUAGUCUCUGCUCUUCUAUCCUCACCACUCACGCCUGCACUAGGUAGCGCAAUAUUCAUGACGUCGUACGUGCGCCCGGUGAAGUUCUGGGAGAGGGAUUACAACACGAAGAGAGUAGAUCAGAGUAAUACUAGACUGUCUUCACAGUUAGAACGGAAUCUUGGAGCUGAUGACAACAAUCUGAACUCGAUAUUCUACGAGCACCUGACGCGCUCGCUGCAACACUACUUGUGUGGAGAUCUUAUGCUCGGACGAUGGGGGCAGGUGCAACAGGGUGACUGUUUUGUGCUAGCAUCAGACUACCUAAACUGCUUGGUGCACAUAGUAGAGAUGGGUAACGGCCUCGUGUCCUUCCAACUGCGAGGUCUCGAGUUCAGAGGCACUUACUGCCAGCAGAGAGAGGUUGAGGCUAUCUCUGAGGGGCCAGAAGAGAGUAGCGAGGGUGUCUGCACGGGCGCGUGGUGGUGCGGGGGCCGCGCCCUGUCCCUCGGCGCGGCGUGGGCGCUGCGCUGGCUCGCGUGGCAGCUCGUCGCCGCUAGAUACGUGCUGGAGGGAUACUCUGUGUCCGAUAACAGCGCUGUGUCUAUGCUGCAAGUGUUUGAUUUUAGGAAAGUGUUGCUGACUUAUUAUGUUAAGAGUAUAAUCUACUACACCAUCCAAUCAGCUAAGCUAGAAGAAUGGUUGGCUUCUUCCAUGAUAGCUGAUGCUCUGAAGCCGAUGAACGAGAGGAACUUUGUAGAUCUGGACCCUAUAUUCAACGUUAAUCUGGAUGAGGACUAUGAUUUUAGAGCUUCGGGGAUUACCAGGUCCCGUUUCUGCGCGGUAUACGGCGAGUGGAUAGCGCACUGCGGCGCCCGGCGCGGCGCCGCCUGGCGACGACGCGCGCAGCACGCGCAGUCACCGCUUACCACGCUGUGCUUCGCGCUCAGUCUGCUGGGGAGACGGGCUUUAGCAGCCGCACAGCAUUUGUCUGCUUCUAGCGUGGAAUUCUUCCUGUACGGCUUACACUCGCUGUUCAAAGGCGACUUCCGCAUCACCUGCGCCCGCGACGAGUGGGUGUUCACCGACAUGUCAUUACUGCACUCAGUCUUAGCACCAGCUAUUCGUAUGGCGCUUAAACUGCAUCAGGACCACUUCAUGUUCCCCGAGGAGUACUGCAGCAGCUCCGCGCUGUACUGCGCCAUCGCGUCGCACGCGGAGCGGCUCGUCAUCUGCCACGAGGCGGCGCCCGCCUGGCGGUACAACGUGCUCAGGGGGGCUCCACAUCUGUUGGCCCUGAGGCAUGUAAUGGACGAAGGCAACGACGACUACAAGAUAAUAAUGCUGAACAAGCGCCACCUGGGCUUCCGCGUGAUCAAGCUGAACCGCGAGUGUGUCCGCGGCCUGUGGGCUGGCCAGCAGCAGGAGCUGGUCUACCUGAGGAACAGGAACCCCGAGCGAGGCUCCAUACAGAACGCUAAGCAGGCUCUCCGCAACAUAAUAAACUCGUCGUGCGACCAGCCGAUCGGGUACCCGAUCUACGUGUCGCCGCUGACGACGUCGUACGCGGACACGUCGCCGCAGCUGUGCGAGCUGCUCGGCUCCGCGCUCACCGUGCGCCUCAUCCGCGACAAGAUCGCGCAGGCUUGGCGACGUAUCCGUCGUCGUUGCGGCGAGGGCUGCUCGUCGGGCGGCGCGUGCUCGGCGGGCGCGGCGGAGGCGGGGGCGGCGAGGCAUGCGACGCCCCGCCACAACGCGCUGCAUCUCUCCAGGACUUCACUGGCGGGUACGCGCGGCAGUCUAGCGUCGGCAGGCAAACCCACGUCGUCAACGCUAGCGUCGCUAGCGGGGCUGCUUCGAGAACAUUCCCACGAGAGAACUACGCACGAUGAAACCGGAUUAGAUAUAUUGAAGAUAUAUAACUCGGCAGCAGGUGGUGGUGGGGCUACCCUGGUGGACAGCACGAGCUCGAUGCGGUCCCGCGAGGGACAGCACCGCGACAGGACCAACCGCGCCAGGACGCCGGCCAAGGAACCGGCUAGACAAGUGUGUAACCGCAGUCGCAUGCGUCGUGCUGCGCCGGCGUCGUUCCGUCUCCUCGCCGCCUCCGACAACAUGCGGCUCGAACCCACGGCGUGUUCGUCACAUCCUAAUGAUGAUACUCAGAGUGCGGCAGGCAGUAACUGGGAGUGUGCGUGGCGAGACCAGCCGCGAAGAGCUGCCAGCGCCAAGGUGUCCAGCAGCCGAGGCAACCCAAGCGCGGAAUCCUCCCUCGAAGACCUGACUCUAACCCCAACAGGCUUGGACCUCUCCCUACCUGACUGCAAGAUCAUCGCCAACAGGAACGCCAGGCAAGAGAGAGACUUUAAAAGGUUCUACGUCAAUGAAAUAACACCAAAGGACCUAUCAAAACUCAGCAAGGAGAUCCGUCACGAACGCGAGAGUUACCGCGAACUAACUGGCCGGUACAUCGAAAAACCUGAAGCCAUACCGCUAAAAGAAACUCAUUACUCCGACCUUUCGAAUAAAGAAUCGAACUUGAAGAAAGAAGCGAAAAAGGACUCUAAGGCUAAAGAAAUAAAGACGAAGAUUAAACGGUCGGAUUCUGGUCGUAGUGAGUUGAAAGUGAAUGUUUCUGUGGGCAGUAAGGUGCUGAUUAUCGAGCCUUUGGGAGUGUAUGACUGUAUCAACUUGGGGAGGAGGAUCGACGUGGUGUGGCCCUCGGAGGCGGAGAGGGAGAGGGGCGGGAGGAACUUCUGGGGCAGCUGGGUGCCGCUAGCGGGGAUGGAUGGACUGGUGGUACACAAAUGGACGCCAAACCAUAGAGAUCCCAAACUUCGGUCACACGUCGACAAGAGCAUUCUCCUAAUACAAAUAGACGAUAAAUUCGUGCCCAUCGCCGAAAACUGCGUCCAAGACUUAGGCGAUGAAGUAUGAGCCUUACGCCCUUUACAACAAGGACGAAAUCUGCGUGAAACAAGUAAAGACUUUUUAUAAUAAACCAUUAAAUAAGUCUGAACCUUAUUUGUAAGCAAUAAGGUCUUAUAUCAAAUACUCGGAUGUAGGAGAAUUUUUUCAUGUUUAUUAGUGAAAGGAAAUUGAACCUUAUGUGUAUGAAAAUUAAGUUGAUAAUAAUAGCGUGCAUCGUACGCGUGAUCUCGGUGGUGAAUUGUGAACCUUAUGUGUAUGGUACUAAGGUGUUAUGAAAAACAGUUGAUUCAUUUUAUUAACUCAAUUAAACAGUUCCUUUUUACGCUACUGGCAUGGUUAAUGACCUAGUGGAAAAAUAAUUAUGCCUAUUCUAGUAUAUUUUGAUGAACAUACUUAAAUGUUUUUUUUUUUUUCUAAUUUAAUAGUUAGUCAGACUUCUUUAAUUUCUUAUGUGCUAUUAACACUUAUGAUAAAAAUACUUAUGAAUGACUCGUAUUUUCGAAUUGAUUCAGGUGAUAUCAAAUCUUAACUGUAGGUCAUUAAUCAUGUUAUGAGUUCUACUAAUUAAAUGUUUGUCACACUUGUAUAAAGACCAACAUAAAUGAAAAGAGGCUUACGAAAUCAAGUUAGAUCAAAGUUUGUUUUGAUAAAUGGGAAAUCACAAAAUGACAAAAAAUACUUUAACUUAUGUAUAACUAUGCUCCGGCAUACAACGGGCCCCCUUUGAGUUCCUGGGCCCCAAUAUAGCAUAGCCUCAAUUUAUAUCAGAACAAUAUCAAGCCUUGAUCAUGUAUAAGAAGAUUAUAAUGUCACAAACAUACCAAGAAGAUACCAAGUACAGAUCUUAUGACAACUAUGAAUAAGUUAAAAUGAGAAAACUUAACGGUCUGAAUAACUAAGCAUUUUCAACCUUAUUUCUUAAGCAUUACGGCCGACUUUAAAAACACACAACAUUUUAUAUGAAAUUGGUUUCUAUGUCUUAAAGAAUAAGGUUUUAAAUCGACUACCCAGUCAAAUAGGAUUUACUUAAUAACAAGUCGUUUUGAUUGACUUAAAAACUAUAAUUAUGAAGCUAGUUAAAUUGUCUACCAUAAAUUUAAUCAUAGGCUUAAAUUGGAUUAAUGAAAACCUUUUUUUUACUUUAUUUUUGCACUUCGCCAUUAUGUGUUGGUUAAAAAUAAUUUGUAAUAUAUUCCGUGUUAUUAAAAAAUAAGUUGCGUUCAAUUGGGUACUGUGAUGUAUAUAAAUAUGAUUGUUUGUGGCGCAAGUUUGACUUUUACGACUACAUACGAGCUUUUUAUGUUUAGACUGUCAAAAAUAUAGUUCAUUGUACGUGCUGAUUAAUUCUUGCCAUACUUUGCAAAACAGAUUUCUGAAAAAUAUGAAGAAGAAACAUGUAACACUGCAAUAAAGUUCAGAGGAAAAGGCCUCAUUUCAAUUAAUAAAAUGAAUGGCCGAUUUACUAUGAUAGAAAAGGUAAACCUUGAAUUUCGAUAUUUGAAUAUUACUAUCGAAAAAGUAGCUCUUAUGUGUAAGAUUAAAUCGUGGUCCAUUUUAUCAUCUCUAAAGUUACGUAUCUAUAAGAAUCAGAUAAUAAAUUAACAAAGUAAAGGUCCGGUUUCACUGUUUACCUACAAAGUAUCAGUUAGUUAUCUGAUAGUGAAAUGCUGAAAAGGCUGCCUAUAAAAUUUGCCAGAUAUUGCUAUCCGAACCGUGUGAAACCAAAAGUUAUAGUUUUUCCGUCAGAUAAGUUCCUGAUAGGCUAUCAGAGACUUUAUCAGUGGAACUGGCCAUACUUCUUGUAUAUCCCGGUAGUAAAGGUCUACACAGACUUGCGACGCAACAAGCUUCGUUGUGUGUUGGUAGCUUUACAUUGUAAAUACUUGUAAAUAAUGUAAAAAACAUAUGAAAGAAAUGUAUAUUCGUCUCUUUAAUAUAUAAAGAACAUCUUAUUACAGUACAUAAGUAGAAACCUUUUUUAUUUUUGUUAUUGUGUUGUAAUUAUUAUUAUUUUUUGUCUAAAUUCGUUUUGUAUAAAACCUUUUGCUGCAUAACCUUUAGUCUGACACCAAAUGAAUGUAUUGUCUAUUUAAAUUAUUUAUAAAAUUUAAUGGAAGUUACUGCGUGUGUACUUUGUGGGUACGGUCGAAUAUUCUUUGCCAGACUGUAUUUUCUUUAAAAAAUAACAUUCGUAGAAUUUGUUUAAUAACACACAAUUUAUGAACGGAUGCUUUUACAGUUAAGCAUUUGUAAAGAACAGAUAGACAUACAGACAGUAUCGUCUUCCAAUUGUCCGCAAACAAAUUUAAAUCUGUCUUGGCGAAUGCAUAAAACCACUACAUAUUUAUUAAUUCAUAAAGAAUAGUCGAUUCUACCACAUUAAGUGACCCAGUAACUUUCUGUUCACUGUUGUUAUGUAUACUUAUAGUGCAUUUUAUGUAUAUCACUGUAUAUGUAUUGUUUGACUAAAUCAUUGAUAAAUUAUAAUGAAAACGUUGUGUUUUGCGAAUUUAAAGGGGAGUGAAUUAUUCGUGUUGAUGGUACUUACAGGUUUUGUUGUAUGGUGAAUUUUAUUCGUUAUUGAAAUAAUGAUAAUGAAGAGGUAACUAUAUUUUGCUGGUUUAAAACAUGUAAUUCUUAUGAAAAAUCGUAAAAAAGAGAAUAUCUUGGAAAGAGUUUCCUAAGUUUGAAAAAUAUGUCUAUAGUUCUCUAUUUACUUUAUGUCAAUUACGGAUAUCUGAUUACUGGUGUUAUUUGGAAAACAUAAAAUUCACCUACAACAUAACUACAUUAGUACUGUACAAAAUCAAAAUAAUUAAAUAAAAAUAAAAACUAAACAAUUCACAUAAUCCCCUAAGCGUUGAGAUAAUUUAAAAAUUAUAACUGAUUUGUUCAAUUUUAAUCGUCAAUGUUUUUAUGUCAUCUGCUAAUAUUUAAACGGAAUUAAAAUAAUAAAUAUUGAUUCAGCAAGACACAUUAUUUCUUGGACUAUUCAAAUAUUCUAAAAUCGAGAUUUAAUCUUACCAUGAAUUGUGAAAGCAGUAUUUAUGUACGUAAAAAAAUAUCACUGACAAAACACGCUAUAAUGGUUUCGAUUGUAUUCAUUUUGUUACAUGUUGUAAGAAUAUUGAUUUUCUAAUUAUUAGCAGAUGAUAUAAAAAUAAUAAAUGACUCUAUUGCACUCUGCACUUUGACACGCUGUGUCUCUUGUGGCUGUCGUUCGCGUUUACUUACACUUUUGUGAUUCACUCAAAGUAUUUACGUCGGUCUACUUUCAUAUAAUAAAUUCAUAAUAAUGUGUAAUUUUAAAAGGUAGAAAGAUUAAAGUCAUAAUAAAAAUAAACGAAGAAGUAAUUUUUAAAAUAAAUUGAUUAAAAUAUUAUCAUUAUUAAAUCUCAUUGAAUUAAAAUGUUAGAUGAAUCUUUUGAAUUGAUUAUUGUAUGUUGUUAUUUUCCCAAAAACGCGAGCGAACCACAUCUAAUAUAUAUGAGUAUAUAUUAUAUUCUCAAGUUGCCUUAAUAUAUUUUAGACUGAUUUUUUAUAAUCGUGAUGUGUGUCAAGCCGAAUAUAUUGAUAGUUAAGAUAAACUGCGCUCGGUUCAAUCAUUCUAAUGUUAAUCGCAGUGUACUUAUGAACUUGUGUUAUGGCGGUUUACUCAUUUACGUUCGUUCUGAAAACGGAUAUUUGUCGUAUCUCAAUGAAGGAAAACUGUACUCUUCUAAACAAGGGUGUUAUGAGCUUAAAGUGAAUUAUUUGUAGCUGAACGAAUGUGUGUGAAUAAUGUAAUGAACAUGUUUUUGUGUAAAAAUCUUAAUCUACGUAAACGUCUGCUGUCACCCAGCAGAAAGAAUGAAAUUAAUUUAAAUAUGGGCUCUCAGUAUUGUUCCUUAGAUACCUAUUAUAUUGUUAGACUAGCUUUUGCCCGCGGCUUCGCUCGCGUUAAGAAGUAUUAUUAUUAAUUCGUUCCAUUACGUACUGAUAGGUUCAAACUAAUACAUUUUACAUCCUUCAUCAUCCCUUAUUUUAUCACCCGUGGGGGUUGAAUGAGGGUUGAAUUAAUCAAAAUCGUAUUUAAGCGAACGUCAUCAUAAAAUUCUGAUUCGUCAUCAGGACUUCUUCAUAAAAUCUAAGAAGAUGUAUACAAACUUUCAUCCCCUAUUUUAUCCCCUUAGGGAUGGAAUUUAUCAAAAUCCUUUCUUAAGGGUUGCCUACGCCAUAUUAGCUUUAUGCAUGCAAAGUCUCAGUCCGAUCGGUUUAAAAUUGACAAAGUUUCAUACAAACUUUCAUCCCCUAUUUUAUCCCCUUGGGGGUAGAAUUGAUCAAAAUCCUUUCUUAGCGGAUGCCUACGUCAUAACAUCUACCUGCAUGCCAAAUUUCAGCCCGAUCCGUCCAGUGGUUUCAGCUGUGCGUUGAUAGAUCACUAUGUCAGUCAGUCACCUUUGAGUUUUAUAUAUUUAGAAGAUUGCCAUGUUGCCAAUGUAAACUAUAUCUAAAGAACAUUACUGAAAGCCUAUAUUUGAAUAGAAAUCAUAUUUUUGCCGAGUGUUAGCAGUCGUUUAAGUGAGUGAUGACUAUUUAUCCUUAAUCUUUUUGUAUUUACCUACUGUUUUUGUCACAAAUAAAUGCCAUAAUGUGAUUGUACGUAAUUCAAUAAACUUCAAAAGUAUACCUCUUAAGUUAUCAUGGUAUACACGACAAAUAUCUGUAUAAAAAAUCCGAAUUUAUAUUUAUUACUUUGCAUAAUCGGUAGAUUUGUGUUGAAGCUUGGUGUAAUCUAUGUGUUAGUCUAAAUUGAACUCUAUCUCAUUGUAAAAGAGUAGGUAUUUGUACAGUAGGAAGGCACAAUCCGUCCACAAGUGAUUUUUUCUGCAUAUGCGACUUAUUUUCCUUUGUUUUUAAUUUUGUACUUUGUUGAUAUCGACAAGAACAGUACUUUAAACAAAGGAGUCUUUACUACAUAAUUUGUCUUCCAGACUCAACAUGAAAAAAAAAAAAAACACAUUCCAGAAUAUUCCUGAAAAAAUAUCGGCAACCAAGUAUCGAGUGUUUUUUUACUUAUUUCCCAAUUUUUGUCGUCUGUUGUCGAUGUCAACAAAGACUGCCGAAUAGCAUAUGCAGACAAGUCGUGGUUGUUUUGUGAAUUGACGUAAUGUAAACCGCCGACGCGCCGUUGAUUUGUGUCACAUUAUCAAUAUCAGGAUUAAUACUGAAUUAAAAUGGUACAUGGAUAUA